UGGGCUUUGCCAUCCUCUAGCUCGCAUCCGCAUCCAUGCCCGCAAUAUUCAUCACCAUAUUCUGAAAAUCUGCCGUCGUUCAAGUUAUGCCGCGUUAUUUGGACCAGGUCGCGUUGGGCAGGGCUCUGCAGGAGCGCGCGAACCCUCUCCUUGAGGCAAUUGCCGCCAACGAUGCUUUGCACACCCAUUACCUCACGCGCUUCGAGAGCGAUGAGCCUCCCCAGUAUGAUUCAGACAGCUCAUCAGAAUAUGACGAAGACGACGCAGCCUCAGAAGAUCCCAACAUCGUCAUCGAGCGACCGCUCGACGAAGACGAUAUCAAGCGGAUUGCAUUGGCACUGGGUCCUCAAAUGAGCCCCGGGCAGCUCUACCUCUCAGAAUCAAAGCGAGAGGAGAAAAGGAUCAUUGAGAAUUGCCGCGGCCCAGUCUUUCAUAAGCCCAAAGGCAUCCGCCGGAUAGGAAUCGUCGCGCGCCACAACAUGAAGAAGCGCUGGGAGAAGCUCGGCAUCUGGAAUCCCGCUUGGGGUUUCGCUGGACGCAACGUACAGCCUAACGACAAUUUCUAUGAGUGGCGGUGGAAGUGGGAUCAAGACAAUGGCGAAAGUUCUGCGUCUCAUGACCACAAAUGGGAAGAGGGCAUCAUCAAACGCAAGCUAAUUCUACGAAAGAACUUGCGUCGCGGCGACCAUGUGCAUGUUGAUCCGCAGCCUUCGCUGGUACAAGACAUCACGGCUCCUCAGGCCGAGUCAUAUUUUACCUCUAGGCCUUGGUUCAUAUUUGAGCUUGAGGUCACUGAAGAAAAACAACGACUGAGCCGUGUCUCAUUCAAGGACCAGCAUAAGUUGUCUCAGACAUCAGGCAUCGGGCAGGUCAUUGAGAGGUGGAGAGACCGUGGGGAUUGGAGGGAUGAGUACGACGAAGAAGGUGUAACCUCUUGGAGAUGGAAGUAUGAAUCGCCCUCGCCUGAACCCGAAGACUUGACGCCCAUACAAAACAUGAAUGACUUUGAUUCACUGGACGCUACGGUCAUGGAUUUCACACCUUCGGAACUUGACGAACUAGAGACCAACGAACUCCCAUGGGAAGAACAGCCAGAGAACUACUGGGUCAUUUCAAAGGGUAUGGAAGAUACGCCUGCAUUCCCCGGACAGAUGCCGGAAGGUCACAGUCACGAUCACCAUUCCGAUCCUAUGUCUAUCGCGCGAUCAGCUCCCGCUGGUGCUCUUGAUUCUAGGAAAGAGGCGCCUGAAUCCACAGACGAUAGAAUCCCGGUCUCUGCAGGUGCAUCGGAACAGAAACCACUCGAACUGCAGGAGCGCGCCGUGAGCCAUACGCCACAGAAGUCAAGACGUGGCCGUCCCCGUCAGCUGAAGAACGAGACGAGCAUCACCCACGACAAUGACCAGUCCUCUCCAGCACCUCGGCGUAGUGCUAGGAUAGCCGGUACGAAACGCCCAGCUGAAUCUACACACACAGAAGCUGCACCAAGCAAGAGACCCAGAGGCCGGAAAGCCUCCGGUGUUGGCCAGCCUACUGUGUCGGAGUCUAUACCAACGAAGAAGCUCUCUGCACUGACACGGCAACCGGCCGGGAGAGAAACGAAAGCUGUGCCCAAGCAAGGAAGGGGCCGUCCGAAAAAGGAGGCACCGAAUCCUGCUCCGGCGAAGACGAUCACCAAAGAACCAACUAGACGGGGACCGGGAAGAGGGCGACCUAGUACGGGGGAUUUUGGGCCUAGCCCGUUGCAGGAGAGCCCUCCCAAGAGAGGGCGAGAGCGGCCGAAGAAGGAGACUGCCGCGAUCACGCGUUCUUCUGCUUCAAAGUAGAAAUGAAUGCAUGUGAGGGCUUGCGAUGAGCGAGCAUAAGGUCGGGGCCAAGGAUUGUAACAGGACUCAACAUGACUCUGGCCAUACCUGCUGGCAAGUCCAUAUGUGGAUGGAAAUCACACGAGGAGGGCGG
Messenger RNA from Colletotrichum scovillei, 1959 nucleotides. RefSeq lists its product as uncharacterized. The record is from RefSeq and is a predicted model, not a curated record. Gene Ontology annotation, molecular function: DNA binding. The transcript has a single exon. Lineage: Eukaryota; Fungi; Ascomycota; Sordariomycetes; Glomerellales; Glomerellaceae. The coding region runs from base 87 to 1826 and encodes 579 amino acids.